This is a messenger RNA of Gadus macrocephalus (Pacific cod), 6288 nucleotides long. Its product is annotated as trichohyalin-like. The record is from RefSeq and is a predicted model, not a curated record. The coding region runs from base 2388 to 5360 and encodes 990 amino acids. The transcript has 5 exons. NCBI's taxonomy places the organism in Eukaryota, Metazoa, Chordata, Actinopteri, Gadiformes, Gadidae.
AAUAGGAACGAGGGAUACAAAAGCCAUUUCCAAUAGAAAGUCUCCUUGGUUCCCAUCCAAUGGAAAUGGUACAGGAAGUUUUUGGUCCUGCUUGAUAAGCAAAGGUGUGUUUAGGACACCUUCCCAGAUCUGUUUACAGAGAUCUGUUGCCAGGUCAAAUCAGGGAAAGAAGGAUUUCACAACAAUUACUGUUAUGGUAUAGCGCUAAGAAAAUGCUAAUUCAUUCUUUCUGAACGUUUGUGUCCAAAUGAUACCAUGCUUAUUUACAUUUAGGGAAUUGAGUGCAAUGUUUGUGUGCUUAAGUUGUUCCAGUCUGGUGUUAUCAUGCUGCACAUCUGAUCUGCUGAGUCCUGCUCUGGCUCCUAGUGCCACUGCAAUGGAAAGGUGGUCUGAUGAAGAAGCACCUUCUACAUUUAGAACCUGCUUUCUAAGCACUUGAUCACCGCCAGAUAUUUUCAAAAUAAAAAUGAGGUUGUGUCAACUGUACCAUUGUGUUUAAAUCCAGAUAAAGCCACUUGAGUGUGCACUCCUGCUGUGCGCAUUAAGCUUGCGGUGGUCACAUGACGCCCACAGCGUCAGCAGGAUGAGAUGUUGUAACGGAGUAGAGAUGCUAAAGGUCGGGACCGUUCGUUCAACUUAAGCUUCAUCUGCCAUUGGUUCUGCUUCAGAGCGAUAACCAUUAUUAGUGUCACUGUUGCAGUUGAUCAAGUGAACUUCGACCUACCCUGUCUUUUGCCUUCAUAUAACAAAUACUGUAUUACUCGGUAUUAACAUAGAAAUCCCACUACCCACCUCUCCUUUUUAACGUAUCUAUAGGAUACAUGUGUAUUGAUUAACUGUCACAUGCUUGUGCACCUACAGUUCUCAGGGUAACCCCUAGGGGGGUGGUCAUUGUAACGCAAUCCUUUUUAAAGAGUAACCAAACAUUACACUGCUCAUUGGCUGAAGUGUCCUUGGGAUGUUGCCAUAGCAGCCAGGGGCAUCCCUGGGGUUCCGGGAACUGUUUAAUGCUGUAAGUGUGGAUAAGGGUAUGGUUACUUUUUAAAGUAACCACUUUUUAAAGUAUCAACCCAUUUCCCGAUGACCUCACUUCUAUAUUCUGCCUGAUGUAACAUCUGUAACAAUAAAGUGAUCAUCCUCUUUAUAAAAAGUUUUUGGGUAAAUUAUCAACAUUAAAUUGCCACUGGUAAUGACAGUAAUGACAUUUUUGACCUAUCAACUGUAUAUUUGCCAAUAAGACUGUUGAUGUGCUGGAUGGUCACCUGGCGGUAGACGGGAAGUAGACGCAGUGUGCGCUCCCUGUGUAUCAGUGCCAAGGGGAGCGCCGACACACGUUGAGCGCAGAUACCCGUGGAUACAAGGGUAGUCUUGCUAGACAGGAAGGGCUGAAAAACAGGGAAUGCUGAAACACUGGGAGCAUACACUGCGUUUACUUGGUCCAAUAAGAAAGAAGAGACCUUUGAUUCAGACAGGGCAGGGUCCCCGCCUCAGCGGCCCCCUGGACUGAGCCAACCCCCCCAUGAGGGCAUCAGCUGGGUUGUGGGGAGACGUGUCCGUUCAGGGGUCCCUACUGUUGGAUUAGUCUGAGGAUUCUUUGCAUGGCCAACAGCAAAGGGUUUGAUGUUGAGCGGCAUCCUCAGAGUUUGGCAGGUAGUAGUGUGUUUAGUACACUAAAAACUUUGGGAAAUGAUGAACCUGCCAAAGGGUUUGCCUAGGUGUUUUUACUGCAUGAACAGUUAAGUUAGUUUAUAUUUCUUUACACCAACCACUGCUGUGUGCAUUUGCAUGGUUUUACUUUGUGUUCUUACUGAUUAUGAGGAAACGGUUUGGAAUGAAAUAAGGUUAUAAUACAUCUUCAUUUAGCAACAGGCAUAGAAAAAAUCACAAAUGAAUAAAUACCAGAAUAAACGUCAGUGCUUAUAACUUGCUGUUCAAUUUGAAAGAUAGUGCCAGACAAGUAUUUCUGACAAUCAGCACCAUGGGUUAUAAGUCUUUCAAUUUCCAAAGUGUUGAUGGUUCUUUAAAGUAUAUUUACUUCAAAUAGGACAGUUGGCUGGGAUUAUAAAUUGGGUUGAUUUGGGAUGACUCGUAUAAUUUUUCCCUUGUUCACGUGUCACUGACUUGGUGUCAUGUCCCUCUGAUCAGAUGACGCAAAGCUAAAUGGUGCUACUGUCCCAAAGAAAGGACUGAAAACAGAGGAAACACAGGAUGUGAAGAACAUAGACCGGAGGAAAGAAAAGGUCAUUGAGGUUCUUCUUCCAGACAUUGAACUACCAAGAGAGGAGAAGGUCCCUGGUUGGAACAGAUCUGGAGAUGAGCUGCCCAAGGGCCUGGGGUUGAAGGUGCGCUCAACGCUCCACCAGCAGCUCAGGAGCCUCUACCAGAGGAUGGAGGCAAAGAAGAUCUCCCGGUUGGUGCUGGGGGAGGUCCGGGCCGUCCUGGAGGUGGAGGAGGAGGCCAGUGAGCUCGCCUUGGCCUUGAAGAUGAAGAGGCUGGAGGCCGCGCACAAGGCCCACCACAUCCUCAGAGAGGAGGAGCGGAGACGAGCCGAGGAGGAGGAGAACAUCAGAAGAAUGGCAGAAAAGAGACGAGAGGAGGUGCGCAAGAAGGAAGCAGAGGAGGAUAAGAGGAGAGAGGAGGCACAAAGAGUAGCAGAGGAGAAGAGAAAGGAGGAGGAAUGCAAGAAGGAGGUACAAAGAGUAGCGGUGGAGAAGAGAAAGGAGGAGGAACGCAAGAAGGAGGCACAAAGAGUUGCGGAGGAGAAGAGAAAGGAGGAGGAAUGCAAGAAGGAGGCACAAAGACUAGCUGAGGAGAAGAGAAAGGAGGAAGAGCGCAAGAAGGAGGCACAAAGAGUAGCGGAGGAGAAGAGAAAGGAGGAGGAAAGCAAGAAGGAGGCACAAAGAGUAGCGGAGGAGAAGAGAAAAGAUGAGGCACGCAAGAAGAAGGCACAAAGAGUAGCAGAGGAGAAGAGAAAGGAGGAGGAACGCAAGAAGGAGGUACAAAGAGUAGCGGUGGAGAAGAGAAAAGAGGAGGAAUGCAAGAAGGAGGCACAAAGAGUAGCUGAGGAGAAGAGAAAAGAGGAAGAGCGCAAGAAGGAGGCACAAAGAGUAGCUGAGGAGAAGAGAAAGGAGGAGGAACGCAAGAAGGAGGCACAAAGAUUAGCGGAGGAGAGGAGAAAGGAGGAAGAACACAAGAAAAAAGAAGAGGAGAUAAGAAAGGACGAAGAGCGCAAAAAGGAGGCAGAGCGAUUAGCCGAGAAGAGAAAGGAGGAGGAACGCCAGAGAGAGGAGAAGUUAGCGGAGGAGAAGAGACGAGAAGAGGAGCGCAAGAAGGAGGCAAAGAGAUUAGCAGAGGAGGAGAGAGAGGGGGACAAGCGCAGGAUAGUGGCAGAGAGGCUGGAAAAGGAGAGAAUAGAGAAAGAGGAGAGGGAGCGUACGGCCAGGGUGAAGAAAGAGAGGGAGAAACUGGUGAAGGAGAAGGAGGCCCGGGAGGAGAGAGAACUCCAGGAGAAGGAGAGAUUAUCACGAGAAAAAGGGAAGGAAGAAAGAGAACUGAAGGAAAAAGAGAGACUCACCCGGGAGAGGGAGAGAGCGGAGAGGGAGAGAUUGUUAGAACAGGCUGCUAAAGAGAAAGCAAUGAGGGAACAGAUGGAAGAAAUACGCAUUGCAAAAGAAAGAGAGAGUCUGGCACUCAAGAAAGAAAAGAUAGAAAGAGCAGAGAGGGAGAGACAAGCUAAAGAAAGAGAGAGACUGGCCUUGGAGAAAGCAAAUAUAGAGAGAGAGAGACUCUUGAAGGAGAGGGAGAGACUGGCCCUGGAGAAAGCAAAGAUAGAAAGACAGAGAGCAGAGAGAGAGAGAGACUUGAAGGAGAUGGAGAGACUGGCCCUGGAGAAAGCAAAGGUAGACAUAGAGAGAGCAGAAAGAGAGAGACUAGCAAAUGAGGGAGAGAGACUGGUCCUAGAGAAAGCAAAGAUGGAAAGAGAGAGGGUAGAAAGAGAGAGAGUAGCAAAGGAGAGGGAGAGACUGGCUUUUGCAAAAGCAAAGAUAGAAAGAGAGAUAGCUGAACAGGGCCGACAGGAAAGAGAGAGACUUUCCCUGGAGAAGACAAGGGUGGAAAGAGAGAGAGUCAUGAAGGAAAGAGAGGGACUGGCCAAAGAAAGAGAGAGACUGGUCGUAGAGAAAGAAAAGAUGGAAAGAGAGAGAGCAGAAAGAGAGAGACUAGCAAAGGAGAGGGAGAGACUGGUCCUAGAGAAAGCAAAGAUGGAAAGAGAGAGGGUAGAAAGAGAGAGACUAGCAAAGGAGAGGGGGAGACUGGCUCUUGAAAAAGCAAAGAUAGAAAGAGAGAUAGCUGAACAGGACCGACAGGAAAGAGAGAGACUUUCCCUGGAGAAGACAAGGGUGGAAAGAGAGAGAGCAGAGAGGGAGAGAGCCAUGAAGGAAAGAGAGCGACUGGCCAAAGAAAGAGAGAGACUGGUCGUAGAGAAAGAAAAGAUGGAAAGAGAGAGAGCAGAAAGAGAGAGACCGGUAAAGGAGAGGGAGAGACUGGUCCUAGAGAAAGAAAAAAUGGAAAGAGAGAGAACAGAGAGGGAGAGACUCUUGAAGGAGAGGGAGAGUCUGGCUCUUGCAAAAGCAAAGAUAGAAGGAGAGAUAGCUGAACAGGACCGACAGGAAAGAGAGAGACUUUCCCUGGAGAAGACAAGGGUGGAAAGAGAGAGAGCAGAGAGGGAGAGAGUCAUGAAGGAAAGAGAGGGACUGGCCAAAGAAAGAGAGGAGAAAGAGAGGAUGUGGCGAAAGAGAGCGGAACAAAAGAGACAAGCCCAGGAGAGUGAGAGAGCAGGGGGAGAGGAGGAAAAGAGGCAGCAGAAGGAGACUGAGAGAAUCGCCCGAGAGAGAGAAGGAAUGGCCAAGCAGCAACAGCGGGUGGCGAGGGAGAGAGGCGAGAGGGAGAGAGCGGAAAGAGAGCGCAGCACUAUAGAGUGCCAGAGAGUGGCCAAGGAGGGAGAUGAAAAUCUGGAGCGAGAGAGGACGGAUAGAGAGAAGCAGUGGAUGGCGGGAGAGCUGAGAGAGAAGCAGAGGAUGGAGGGAGAGUUGAGAGAGAGGCAGAGGAUGGAUGGAGAGCUGAAAGAGAGGCAGAGGAUGGCGGGAGAGCUGAGGGAGAGGCAGAGGAUGGAUGGAGAGCUGAGAGAGAAGCAGAGGAUGGAGGUGGAGCGGGCGUCCACGGAGAAGCAGCAGGUUGGGUUAGCCAGGGAAAGAGCUGCCAAGAACAAGGAGACGGAGAAUGUUCCUGAAGGAAAGGGGAGAGUGGGGCUGGCACCGGAGAGGGACACCAGGCAUGGGGACCAGGCCAGGCCUCAGGUAUAGUCCUCCGUCAGGGGAGGCCCAAGGCCAGCGGAGCAGGGGCUUACCAACAUCGCAAAGACAAACUAGUGGCAUCCGGCACACACUGAUGAUGUCACGACAUUGCCCCCAGAGGAGCAGGCUCGCUGUGUUAACACUGCACGUUGUGCAGCACCAUAUUCUGUUGCAUUUACCAUGACCAAGUGGUGAGGUGCACCAGGCCGAUGGUUACAUUAUCCAUGGAGUUGUAAGGUGUUGAAUCCACCAAGGCUAGGCCAGGUUGAUGCUGCACACACUGUACCGAAACAAUAUGGAUGCUUUGUUACGUACUCCAUUCUGACUCCAUUCAGUUCAAUUACAGCAAUCGGCGGUUUGUUACCAUUUCUUGCGGUUCUAUUUUAUGUCAAAGGAUUUUAACAUCAUUCUUUAUAAUAAGUGGAAUUCUCUCUCUCUUUCUCUUUCUCUCUACCUCUUUCUCUCUCUUUCUACCUCUACCUUUAUCUCUCUUUCUCUCUCUUUCUACCUCUACCUUUAUCUCUCUCUCUCUCUCUCUCUCUCUCUCUCUCUCUCUCUCUCUCUCUCUCUGUCGUUUUUGGGGGGAAGGUUCUUUCCUUUUUAUUUUAUUUGUUUCCUUUUCGUUGUAGCUUAGUAGAAAUGGGCCAGUCCUCUCUGAGGCAGUGUCUACGUCCUGGAGUUAGAGGCACAGAGAACAGAACGGGUGGCUAGGACUGUCGAGCUUUACCUUGAAAUCCCCUUGGCAGCAACUCACUGGUCAGGAGAAAAAAAAGGCUCAGUAGGAACUUCAACAGAGCGCCUCACCUGGAUCAGAGGAAUGUGUACUGUAUAUGACACCUAUAUAUGCAGUUGAAGGUGUUAUUACCGCAUGUUGUAAUGCCUAAUAUGUAAAUGAUUAAUAUUUUUGAAGGACUAUUAAAUAAAUGCUUAACAUAAA